AUCACCUCGGGUCGAUAGCAAACGAGCUAACUAGCUCCACACAGCCAAAACACAGUGCGGAGGCAGACCCGCGGUUUAUUUAUUUUAAUAUAUUUAUUUAUUUAUUUUAUUAUUUUUAAAUAUUAAAACAUUAAAUCGGUUGUUUGCAGAGACUGGGACGAAAGAGGAGGAGAAUGGUGGUCCCUGAUGGAGUGAGUGCCCUUCAGCCGGCGGACAGAGGUGAUGCAGACGAGGUGAUGUCCAGCUCAGAGCCAGAGUUCGGACCCCAUCUGACCGCGGUGGAGCUGGAGGAGGUGCGUAAGCUUCAGGAGCUGGUGCGCCGUCUGGAGGUCCAGAAUCAAGCGCUUCGCUCCAGGGGCAGCAGACUCGUGCUGGGGGCCGCCAGCAACAGCAACCUGUCCACCGGAGCCAACAUCAGUAACCUGCACGACGGCAUGGACACUUCUCCCGGAGCAGAGGAUGCUGGGAAGCGGGCGCUGUCGCCUCCAGCGGGCUGCAGUAGCAGCGAGGACAUGUCUCCAGUGCCUGAGACCUCCAGGCCGGAGGAUGAGGAUGAGGAGGAGAGGACCAGAUUCCUGAGCUCGCCGGGUGCUUCAGCCUCCGAACACACGCUGGACCGCUUCGAGCCCAGUCUGUCUCCUGAGAUGUGUGAUUCUGAGACGCUGGGAGCGAGGGAUGCGGGUAUGGACCAGUCCGCCCUGGACGAGGUGGAUGAGCUUGAUUUAGAGACGUGUGCUCAGGCCGAGGACGAAGACCGCUGGUUGUACGUUUCACCGAAGAAGCAGGUUGUGGCUGAGCAGGGGCCCGAAUCUCCUCUGAAAUGGUGUCGGAAGUUCCUCGAUCAUCCCAGUCCAGAGACCGAAGUCGCCUGUCGGACGCUCAUCCACCGGCUAGACCAAACGUCCAGAUGGAAGAACGUGUACAGCAGCUCGUCUCAGUCCAGUGAGGCUGGCGUCUCCACGUCCUCGUCUGCUGGGUACCUCAAAUCAACUAACAAAACACUACUAACCUCUGGCAGCUCAGGUCUCACGGGCGUUCCCCCUGCGCUCAGCUCUCAGUCGUCUGUGGACAGUGAGGUAAGCACCUCGGAUGACUCCAUCUCUAUGGGCUACAAGCUGCAGGACCUGACGGAUGUCCAGAUAAUGGCUCGUCUGCAGGAGGAGAGUCUCCGUCAGGACUACGCCUCGACCUCGGCCUCGCGCCGCAGCUCCUCGUCCUCCCUGCAGUCUCUGCGUCGAGGCACCUACAGCGAUCAGGAGCUGGACUCCUACAGUCUGGAGGACGAGGAGGACGAGUGCUGCUCUCUGACACACAGCUCGUCCAGCCGCCUGGCCUCUCCACGCACACGUGUGUCCCGCCGCUCCCUGCAGGGCCCGGGGCCCAAGAGCGAGGAGGAGCUCAGGCACAGCAUGCCUAACCUGACCCCGCGCAGCAGCCUGCGGUCUCUGGAGGCCCUCAGAAACAGCCGUAGCAUGGAGGCUAACUUACAGAGCUCAGGCCAACGCACGUCCCGUCUGCCCCAGACCCCCACAGGUGUAUCAUCUGCGAGGAUGAGGGCCGAGGGCCAGUCCCCUCUCUAUCUGCGGGCUCCUAUGAAAGCGCUGAGUCCCGUGAGCUCUAUGUCUGCGGUGCGACAGCAGGCCAAAGGGCCAGCGAGUGCCCAGCGAGGCAUGAGGAGGGUGCAGUCGCCAGGUCCCACCAAUGGGGCGUCCAGCUCUGCUGCUGUCGCCCGUCAGACUUCAGGAAGAGGCCUGACACCCGCUUCACCUUCCUCCAGAGGCAGACUUCCACAGACGCCCAGGAGCAGAUCUCUGGGAACGACCAAACCGUGUGCUCCCAUCACCGAUGAAUCCUGGAAAGAUGGAUGUUACUGAAGCGGUUUCCCUCGCGGUGCUGAUAAAGACAUGGCAGAGAAAAAUACUAAAACAGGAAUCAGUGCUGAGAGGAACGAUGUUUGCAUUCAAAGACUACAGCAAAUCGAUUUUCAAAUAUCAAUAUACUUUUAUUUUCUUGAGAAUGGGGAUGUAUGAAAAAAGUACGAGAACUUGAAUAGUGAAAAAGGUUUGAUGUCUCGUAGUACAUGUAGUUUUUGUGAAACAAUGUGUGGAAUUUAAUUCCUAAAUGCUGUGGUGUAACCUGCUGUUGGUUUUGCAUGUUCAUCUAUUUUAGAAAUGAAGGAUAUAUAUGAUUUUUAUUUGUGGAAAUAAUUGAGAAUUUUUAAUUUGAUGAAGGAAUCUGAUUCUGUAAAGCAAGACGUUUGUCCGUUUUGUACGGUCAAGAGAAAACAGCAAUAUUGAAAGACCGUUUUCACAAAAAAUUGACCUCAGAGAAGAAGAAAACACUUGUCAUUAUUAUUAUUAUUUUUUUUAACUGAGAUCACAUCAUUGUGCCAAGGUGCAUUACUACUGCAACACUGUUCCUCCUUAAUUCAGAGUGUUACUUCACUUUCAGGAAGUUUCAAUAUGCAUUUUGAUGCCUGUUUAGUCUAGGUGUACUGAGCCAGUGAAAUUUGAAAUAUCUGAGUAUGCAAUGACAAUGGGGUGCCUCAGAAAAUCAAUAAAUCAAUUUCAGCAAUAAA
This is a messenger RNA of Carassius gibelio (silver crucian carp), 2578 nucleotides long. RefSeq names its product SLAIN motif-containing protein-like. Gene Ontology annotation, cellular component: microtubule plus-end. The record is from RefSeq and is a predicted model, not a curated record. Lineage: Eukaryota; Metazoa; Chordata; Actinopteri; Cypriniformes; Cyprinidae. Bases 174 to 1874 code for a protein of 566 amino acids. The transcript has 9 exons. Gene Ontology annotation, biological process: microtubule nucleation; cytoplasmic microtubule organization; positive regulation of microtubule polymerization.